Fundulus heteroclitus (mummichog) is the source of this 3987-nucleotide messenger RNA. RefSeq names its product protein FAM163A. The transcript has 4 exons. NCBI's taxonomy places the organism in Eukaryota, Metazoa, Chordata, Actinopteri, Cyprinodontiformes, Fundulidae. The coding region runs from base 469 to 939 and encodes 156 amino acids. The record is from RefSeq and is a predicted model, not a curated record.
GACCUCCCCCCUCUCCACCGAGGACGCAGCCAUGCCGCGCUGUGACGCUCCGCAGCCGGGCUCCUGCUCCUGCUCCUGCUGCUCCUGCUCCUGCUGCUGCUGCUGGCGCCUCGCCUCGUCCGUCUUCAGCGCCUCGCGCUCAGGGGAACUGCCGUGAGAUGUCCUCGCGCCGCUCACCGGCACCUGGCUGCGAAAGAGAAGCGCGCGGAAAGCGGGGCCAACCAGCCCGCACAUCAUGACUUCAUAGGUUCUGCUUUGAAACGACACUUAAUUACACCGACCGGUGCUGGGGACGAACGUGGACGCGAGAGGACCCGGCUCCUGGGUACUGCUGAAAGAACCCGUGACUCAAACAGGUUGUUCGGAUAUUCUUCAGUCUAAAAAAGGGGCCUUCGGAGCACGGCCGGAUGCUAUCCCCCCGGUGGUGACGUCGAAAGGUAGAAUUUGGUUGGAUGGAGAGCUGGUCGAAUGUCAGCGGGAACUAUCGUUAUAACCGGAGGAAUUCUUGCCGGGGUGAUACUGCUGUGCAUUGUAGCAGUUCUCUGUUACUGUAGACUCCAGUAUUACUGCUGUAAGAAAAAUGAGUCUGAGGCGGACGUGGGCUCGGUGGCAGGAGCAGAUCCUCUGUCUCACUUCCCCUGCAACGCGUGCAACGCCCUCGCCAUGGACGGGACCGACAUCACCCCGGUCUCCCUGGAUCAGCUGGACUCAGGUUCUCACCACAACACCUGCCCCACGUGUUCGCCAUACCCCAUCCGCUCUGGACUCGCGGACGACAUGCGUAACGGAGGGGAGCGUCUGGGCUUCCACACCUACUACGAAAACCCGUCUGCCUCUCUUCCCCUGCCCGUCGACCCCCAGAGUUCCUCCCCUUUGAGCUUCUACAACCCCACAGACGUUUUCCCUCCCCCGCCGCGCCCUUACAGCACCGACGUCUGACUCUCUCCUCACUGGAAACUUCUCCACACACAAAGAGCAACACACCGAACUAACACUUGGCCUUGUAGGAUUAAAAUCGGGUUGUUUCUUAAAACGCAGCACAAUUACACCUAGCAUCAUUGCACAUUCUGACUUUAGUCACAGUCACCCACAAAAUCAGCCCACUGACAGGGCUCCUGUGGGCAGCAAAUCCUUGCAGCAGCCCACAAACGCUACAGCAGGGAGAUAAUUUCCUCUCCAGUAAAUGGCACAGAAGUCUAGCACAGCUACAGCUUGUGUUGGCCAGGGCUACAUGUUACUGGAGGUGUGACGUAAAAGCAUUCAAGCCACACCUAAAUUGAUCACAAAAACGUCAUUUUUCUCUGAAUAAUUAAGUAAGUUUCAAAUAAAUUUUUUUUUAUUUAUUUUGUAAAAAUGCACUAAACAACAUAGACCUUCCUGAAAACUAAAACACACAUUUUCUCCUCUGGCACCACCUCAUGAUGUUUCCAACUAACCCAUCAAAUUAGAUUAUUAAAGUACACUUCAACAUGGCUUUAAAACCGUCGGUCGGUCACUUUUUUUGCUGCAACCGGUCGCAAUGGGCUGCAGGCCCCAGGGAUAUAUUUGUAUAAUGCUACGACGGAUAAAAACGUGCUUCCACUGCCACCAGAGUUAUACGAGUACAUCCUUCAUUGGUAGAGGUGCACCGAUAAGGGGGGGACACAUUUGUGCUUUAUGAAGAGAUCUGAUGCGUGUGCCGCUCUUUGAAUCUGAAAAUAAAAGCGUCGAACAGUCGAGGAAAUUCCUUUCUCUGUUCAAGCCUAAACGAGGAAUGGAUAUUUUCUCCUCUGGUAUCAGCAUGAAAUCUCAUGUGAGCUGAGAGUUAAAGUCCGAUCAGCAACGGAGAACCUUUGGGGCCCCGUGAUCGGUCUUUGUUCAUGUUCACGCAACGGACUUGCCUCCACAUCCCCUCUUCAGUUCAGUUUCUGUUCUAACUGAGACAUUCAAAGGCACGUGUGAACCCCACCCUCCAUUCCCCUCCGGCUUACGGUACAUGAGGGCUAACAGUUUUUCUAUCAGCAGGGGUUGUUUGCCGGUAAUAGAAACUUCUAAUGGUUGUUUUGUCCAGAGAUGAAACGGGGAAGGCGAGGGGGAGUUUUUUUUUUGUUGUUGUUUUUUUCUUUAUGCGACCGUCUGCAUCUCGCAGUUUCAGUCAGCUAGGAAAGUAUCACAUGUGUCUUAGUUGUGAUCUCUUUUCUGGUAAAGUGAAAGGAGCUAUUAAAGCGGGGGUGUUCGUUUCACCGUGUCUGCAGUAUAAGUCGGUGUUGUGGGCAUUUCUUUUGCAAAUUCAGACAAAAGUAAAGAGAAAAUCAUUGGACUUUUAAACAUGAAAAAGAGGGGGGGGGCAUAAACUAAGAUUAUGUAAUAUGUUUUAGUGAUUUUAAAGCCACGCUGUGUGCCACGGAGGUGCAUUGUUAUUACACAGCAUGUGCCUGGAUUGAAAUAUUUCUGUGAAACUUUACGUGAAAAUUUGUGUUUUCUUAUUUCUUACGCUUCUUUUCUGAAAGGGAAAUGCAGUUCUGUAAUUAGGAACAAGAAAUAUAUAUUAACAGGUGGGAUUUUACACUAAAGAUAUUCCUAAAUCAUGAUAAAACUUGUGUUCAGAGAGACAGAAAUGUUAUUGUCAAGUUUUAUUAAAGUAGUGGUGUUUUGUUACAAUAGAGUUCCUAGCAGAAGUAUUCACACCCCUUUACCCUUUUCCCAUUUUGUCACAUUGCAGUCACAAACUUGACUGUGAUUGUGGGGGUUGCGUGCACUGACACAACCUGACAAAGGCAAGGUAUUGCAUAGUUGUGAAGUGAAAUAAAUGCUUUUGCAAUCUGAAAUGUUUUGUUUUACAGCUAAAAUCUGAGAAGUGUUUGUAAAGAAAGACUCUACAAAGUUUGCAAGUCUGGAGAUGGUUUGUUUUGCCCAUUUUCUAUUGCAUAAUAGGUUAUCCUCUUUCAGAUUAGGCACGCUCGAUAACAUCAACUCUCAAGCACUCCCACAGAUUCCCAAUUGGACUUUGACUGGGCCAUUCUAAUUAGGCAAUAUGCUUUCAUCUAAACUACUCCCUUGGCUCUGGCUGUGUGGUUAGGGCUUUUUUUCCUGCUGGAAGGUGAACCUCCGCUCCAAUCUCAAGUAUUUUACAGCCUCUGAAAAAGUUUUCUUCCUGGCUUGCCUUGUAUUUAACACUAUUCAUAUUCAACUUUGAAUAACAUCCCUUUCCUUGCAGGAAAAAAAGGUAUGCCAACAACUUGAUGCUGCUAUCACCGUGUUUCACUGUAAGGUCUCUGCCGCACAUAACAUGUUCUGUUUGCUUUCUAUCCACAACCCCUUCUUCCAGACUUCCUACAUGGCUUGUGGCAAGACCAGCCGGAUUUAUCCUGAGAUACCACCAGAUACGGCCAUUUAGGGGACAUUUGAAUUUGAACAUUUGAUUUGAGGGAAGCAGAGUAAAGGGGACUGAAUUUCACAUCAGCGCCAAACUUCAGAUUUUUCUUUGUAAUUUUUCUAUAUUGUGUCAUUUUCUUCCAACUUCACAAUUCAACAUUACUUUCUAGUCUGUUUUCAAUAAAACACAUUGGUAUUUUUGCUUGCAAUGCGACAAAAUGCGAAAUAUCUCCAAGUGUAUGGAUACUUCUGCAAGGCGCUGCUCUGUCAUUACAUCCCAUUGUUGAUUCAGAGCUUUAUCACAUCUUUCACCGAUCAAUGUUUUGAUCAGAAGUAUGUGCCACGUCAAAUCAAUAUAUACAAUAAAUCACAGUUUUUUUUUUUUAUUUGCUGUUUCAAAUGAGCUUUUGUGUUUCCAUGAUAUUCUGAAUGUUAUCCCCAUUCUCUGUUAGAACAAGCCCUGUGCUUUUUGUUGUUUGGUUUGGUUUCACUUUUAAGAUUGCUUUUCUUUCUUUCAACUGUAUUGAUGGAUUAUCUUCUGGUGCACGCUGUUAGAGUGAGAAUAUCCACCACGCCCCACCUGUUUCCCACCUUUUUUAUUGUUUUGAGCAGAAAAUAAAUGUUUAAAUGUCU